GGUCAUCGUUCAAGUUACUCUUCUCCAACUCUUCCACUUGGAUCGCUUCCCUUUGCGUCGUCGUCGUUCACUAAUCGCUCAUACACGUCGCCAAUUAUAUGUGUACACACAUUAUGAUGACUUUGCAGAACGCGCCUUACAGCCGGUGUGUCUUCGGGACACAGCUUGAAAAACGACCAAUAUCAUGUUCAUACUAUUUAACGUAUGCCUACUAGAGAUCAUUCUGUGUUUCCUUCCUCCAGGUCUUUAUCCGACAGAAACUCGCAAGAGGACGCACCGCGCGGAGGGUCUGGACUCUGGAAUCGCGACUACCUCAAGUCAUCAUUUGUGACAUUACUUCACAUCUAUGCACAUCGGCAACUCUGUUGUGCUCACACUCUACGACCUCAGUGCCUUACACGCCCUCGGUGAUCCUCGCCGACUCGGAGGUGCCAUAGCCUUGGGAUCCGAGCGGCCAUCUACUAACAGUAGCUCCGUCGCAGUAUCAUUGCCCCCGGGUUCAGCGGCGAUUGAAGCCAAGCAGCGCC
Messenger RNA from Fomitopsis serialis, 527 nucleotides. RefSeq lists its product as uncharacterized. NCBI's taxonomy places the organism in Eukaryota, Fungi, Basidiomycota, Agaricomycetes, Polyporales, Fomitopsidaceae. The coding region runs from base 205 to 411 and encodes 68 amino acids. The record is from RefSeq and is a predicted model, not a curated record. The transcript is spliced from 3 exons.